This is a messenger RNA of Carassius auratus (goldfish), 3285 nucleotides long. Its product is annotated as LIM domain-binding protein 1-like. NCBI's taxonomy places the organism in Eukaryota, Metazoa, Chordata, Actinopteri, Cypriniformes, Cyprinidae. The record is from RefSeq and is a predicted model, not a curated record. The transcript is spliced from 9 exons. Bases 365 to 1579 code for a protein of 404 amino acids.
AACAGAGAGCGAGAGCGAGCGAGCAUCACUGUGGCCUGCGCGCGUCUAUUGUUCGCUCCGCGCGUGAACACAAAGAGUCUCGAGGCGGGUGGAUCGAGCGCGAGCGGCGCGGCACCUGCAGCUCGAGGCCUCGCGCGACUCAAACCGGACGAUUCUGCGCUAAUAACCGCCAUUCUCCAUGAUUUCCCACCGAUUUUAACGUUCAUCCGCGUCCCGGGAUUCGCAUAAAGCCCGUGCGGAGACGCGGAGACGCUCGGUCCUCCGCUCCAUCAGUGUUUCAGGCUGUUCCUCCAAGACCUUCAAGCUGUACUCCCCAAAGGAGCCCCCCAACGGAAGCGCUUUCCCCCCCUUCCACCCCGGCACCAUGCUGGACCGAGACCUGGGCCCGACGCCCAUGUAUCCCCCAUCAUACCUGGAGCCAGGCAUCGGGAGACACACACCUUACGGGAAUCAGACAGACUACAGGAUAUUUGAGCUCAACAAGCGGCUUCAGAACUGGACGGAGGAGUGUGAUAAUCUGUGGUGGGACGCUUUCACUACGGAGUUCUUCGAGGAUGACGCUAUGCUCACCAUCACGUUUUGUCUGGAGGACGGUCCUAAACGAUACACGAUCGGCCGGACGCUGAUUCCUCGUUACUUCAGGAGUGUGUUUGAAGGUGGCGCCACGGAGCUCUGCUACAUUCUCAAGCAUCCUAAAGAGUCCUUCCACAGCAACUUUGUGUCUCUGGACUGUGAUCAGUGUACGAUGGUCACGCAGAACGGCAAGCCCAUGUUCACACAGGUGUGUGUGGAGGGCCGUCUGUACCUGGAGUUCAUGUUCGAUGACAUGAUGAGGAUAAAGACGUGGCAUUUCAGCAUCCGGCAGCACAGAGAGCUCAUCCCCCGGAGCAUCCUGGCCAUGCAUGCUCAGGACCCGCAGAUGUUGGAUCAGCUGUCCAAAAACAUCACCAGAUGCGGCCUGUCAAACUCCACCCUCAACUACCUCCGAUUGUGUGUGAUCCUGGAGCCCAUGCAGGAGCUGAUGUCCAGACACAAGACGUACAGUCUGAGUCCCCGAGACUGUCUGAAGACGUGUCUCUUCCAGAAGUGGCAGAGGAUGGUGGCUCCUCCAGGUCAGGAGGCGCUCGUGUGUCUCAGAGACUCAGCUGGUGUCUGUGUAGUGUGUGUGUGUGAGCUCAUGUGUGUGUGUGUGUCCGCAGCGGAGCCGGCCAGACAGGCGCCCAGUAAGAGACGGAAGCGUAAGAUGUCGGGCGGCAGCACCAUGAGCGCCGGCGGCGGCUCCAACAACAACAGCAACAGCAAGAAGAAGAGCCCAGCAAACAGCUUCCCGCUGUCCAGUCAGGUCCCGGAUGUGAUGGUGGUGGGCGAGCCCACGCUGAUGGGAGGAGAGUUCGGGGACGAGGACGAGCGUCUGAUCACGCGGCUGGAGAACACACAGUUCGACGCGGCUAACGGCAUCGACGACGAGGACAGCUUUAACAACUCGCCCGCGCUGGGAGCCAACAGCCCCUGGAACAACAAGCCUCCGUCCAGCCAGGAGGGCAAGAACGACAACCCCACCUCACAGCCGUCUCAGUGAGACUCGGACGGGGGCGGAGCCUGGGGCGGAGCCAGAGAGCGUCAGCAUCCAAUGGGAAGAAAGAGGUGCGGUCGACUCAUUCAUCUACCUGCAGUAGCUGGUCUUCCUGUCAGCAGAGGAAGUGAUGAGGACAGCGUUUACUCGUCACAGGACAGGUUUUAUUCACUCGCUCGUGGUUCUGUUGGUGAUUUAUGAGGAGCCUGUAGAUAGUUCAUAUGUUUAAGUUAAGAGGAAGAGGAGAAAUCUGACCACAUGAAGCACCAACAAGACCAAGACACAUCCAGCUCCUGUUUCACUCACAAGAAAUGUCAUUCUGCAAGAGAAAAAUAUGAUUAAAAAAUCACCUUUAAUACUGUUUUGUAUGAAGCUUGUUUCUGCCACUGAGUUUUUAUCUCACGAUUCUGACUUCUAGCAACUGCGCCGAUCUUAUAAUUCAGAUUAUUCAUUUUGCAAUUGCGACUUUUUCACUAUUUUUUGUUUUUUCUCAAAGUUGGUGAGAUAAACUGAAAUUGUAGUAUUUUUCCUCUAAAUUGAACCGUAACUUUGCAGUUGCGAGUUUAUCAAUUCUGAGAAAAAUUACACGCAAUUAGAAUUGUGAGGAAAAAGUCAGAACUAUGAAAUAAAAAAAUCCAAAUUACCUUUUUAAUUUUUAAAGUAGUUUCCAUAGUUUUAUUAUUGUAUUGUGAUGUUUUUUUUUUUUUAAUGUGAAACAGCAUAAAUCUAAACACUACCGUUCUUAUUCUCGUUUUCAUUACAGUAAAGAGAUUGUUUAAUCAUGAUUUUAAUGCAAACAAACUAUAAUGGACUAAAUAUUUUCUUUCAGCAAAAUGUCGUUUCUUAUAUCCGGAGUAAAAUCUCAAACACAGCAGGUUAAUUUGAGUCUCACGUUGUCCUCUGAUCGCUGGAGGAUGUUUAAUAUCACAUGAAGAGUGAAUUUUAUACCAGCCUCUAUGUCCCUAGAAUGUUUUAUUAUUAUUAUUAUUAUUUUGGUUUAUUUGUAUUUUUUCACUGAUGUUGAAAGCUGCAAACCAAGGAGUAACCGAACCGUGGAGGAUUCUGUUGGUUUGUCUUCUGUUUAACAGAGAGUUGGUUUUCGUGUACUUGUGCUUGUAUAUUUAAGGUAGUAGCAGAGUUGUGUAUAACUGUAUUGAGAUGUAUUCCUCCUUAGAGUUACAUAAAGCCAUUCUGAUCUAACGUGUAAAAAAUGAAAACACACCAACCUCGUCCUUUCCCCCUCUUGAUUAUCUUUUUAAUUUGCAUACGACUGAUGAAUUGAAAUCAAGGGCACAGUCCUGUGUUUGUUGCCUGAUUGGAAUCUGUUUCUGAAGAAUAUGCUUUCAACAGAUUCAGGUGUCUAGUUUCCUUUGUUUUCUUCUGUUCUUCAUGUGUUUAAGGAAGACCAACUGUGAUCAGCUAGUCAUGUUUCAUUAACAUGUUAGUGGUUUAUUACUCGCACACAAACACACAAUACUGCUGAAACUCAGACUAAUCCAGUUUUUUGUACUAUUGGAUUGUUUUCUCUGUCUUUCUGAGCAGCUGAAUCGAUCUGAACGGAUUAAAGGUCUGCACUUGUAAUCCAAACAAACUGGUGAUCUUUUCCACCUUAAAUCUUGUAGAAGCUCCUGUUUGAUAUAACUUUGUUUUCUUAAUUUCUGCCCUUGAUAAAUUUAAUGUAUGGAACCAAUAAAAUAUGAAUUUUCACUUUA